Molecule: messenger RNA, 431 nt
Organism: Uranotaenia lowii
Lineage: Eukaryota; Metazoa; Arthropoda; Insecta; Diptera; Culicidae
Product: MICOS complex subunit Mic10-like
Exons: 2
Coding region: 161-370 (69 amino acids)
Cellular component (GO): mitochondrial inner membrane; mitochondrion; MICOS complex
Source: RefSeq, a predicted model, not a curated record
AAAGAAAAACACGCGCUGCUGCUGACGGCAAAUCGAUUUUCCGAUCAAUUCGCGCAAGUGUUGGUAUUUUGUUUUCUCGAGUGCGAAAGGAUUUGCACAAAAUUGCAGGUUUUAACCGAACGCCUGACAACAUUCACGGCCCCAGCAAUCGCCCGGAAAAAUGGCCCAAACCUUCGCCGAGGACCAGUACGGUAAAAAGAUCGAUCGCUGCCUCACCGAUACGCUGAUCAAAUUCGGUGGCGGUUUGGCCCUGGGUACGGUGUUUUCGGUUCUAUUCUUCAAGCGGCGGGCUUGGCCCAUCAUCAUGGGUUCCGGUUUCGGCAUCGGGGUGGCCUACACCAACUGCGAACGUUCCCUGAAUGGAAAGUGAGAUGUGUAGGUAGUAUAAAAUGAUUAAUGGAAAUUAUAAAAAUGGUCUACAAUGUUAAAAA